UAUAAAAAGAGCCUCGACAGUUCCUGGUUCAUUUUUCCUGUUUGCGAGUCAAGCGAGUGUUCGUCACUUUUGUCUUUCUCUGCGGGAUUAAAAGUGGCAAACAUCUUUUUGUUUCGCGCUGACAUCAUGAACUUGUUUUUAUUCUUUCUUCUGGUCGUGCAAAUGCACAGCGUGACGCCUGUGAUUCACACGCUGCAGUAUUUCCACACUGCGUCCUCUCAAGUUCCAAACUUCCCAGAGUAUGUGAUUGUUGGUUAUGUUGAUGGAGUUCAGAUUGAUCACUAUGACAGCAACAGCAGGAAAGCAGAAGCCAAACAGGACUGGAUGAACAAAAUCACAGCAGAGGAUCCAAAAUACUGGCAGAGACAAACAGAGAUCAGUGUUGGUAAUGAGUUGAGGGACAAACACAACCUUGAAGUUCUUAAGAAGCGUUUCAACCAAACUGGAGGUGUUCACAUUCUCCAGUGGAUGUCUGGAUGUGAAUGGAAUGAUGAGACUGAUGAAGUUAAAGGUUGGUAUCAGCAAGGUUAUGAUGGAGAAGAUUUCAUAUCGUUGGACAUGAAGACAUGGACAUUUACUGCAGCAAAACAACAAGCUUUCCCCGACAAACUCAAGUGGGACCAGAACAAACAUCUACUAGAAUACGAGAAGUUUUACUUCACUGAGUAUUGUCCUUCUUACUUGAAGAAGCAUGUGAACAAUGGGAAGGAGGUCCUAAUGAGAACAGAGCUUCCAGAGGUGUUCCUGCUCCAGAAGACGCCGUCCUCUCCGGUCAGCUGCAUGGCGACAGGUUUCUACCCCGACGGUGCCGACCUGUUUUGGAGGAAAGACGGCGAGCAGAUCUUCGAGGACGUGGAGCACGGAGAGAUACUCCCCAACCACGACGGAACCUUCCAGAUGUCGGUGGCGCUGAAAGUGGAGGUGACGGCCGACGUGGAGGGCAAGUACGAAUGUGUGUUUCAGCUGUCAGGCGUCAAGGAGGACUUGGUCACCAAGCUGGAGAGAAGAAGCAUCCUGAGCAACGCAAGCCAUGAAGACAACUUGAGCGUCGCCCUCGCUGCCACGGCGGCGGUCCUCGCUGUGGCGGCCAUCAUCAUCAUCAUCAUCAUCAUGGUCAUGGUCAGGCGUCACAGAAACAGACAAGGUGAGGGACGCCAAUGUCCUCUGUCUUCUUCUUCUCGGUGCACUCGGUCCAGGCCGUGAGUUGAUGCUUUCAUCCGGGCUGCAAAGGUGCGGCCAUCUUUUAGUUGCCUUCCAGCCAAACACUCAAAGAUCCACAGAGACAGAGCGCACACUCUCACGUAGAAACACGGCGUGACGUGAGGGGAAAAGUCCACUUCACCUUGUUUCUCUUUCAUUUCAGCCCAGUACGAUCCAGCUGAUCACCACCACGGCGCGGAGCUCGACGAGAACGUGCAGGCGGCUGAAGGCUGAGAUGCUUUGUGCACUGGAACACAGGGAGAUGUCUCCAUCGCUGAGGGACGUCAUCACACUCGGAGAUGAGAUGGAGAUGUGCUUUGUUCUUCGUCCGACUGCUCCUCACGCUAUUCCAUGUAUUCUUCUUUGGCCGUUAAAAGACUUUCAAGAUCAAACGUUGGUGGCUGUAAAAUCGCACGUUUCAUGGCCUUGACGUCAUGACGAGGAUUUCUUCUUUUCUUUCAAUGGCCGCUGCUUAUGAUCAAUAUCACAUUGUGUCACAUCUCUGUCAAUAAAUCCGUUUUUUCUCCA
This is a messenger RNA of Nerophis ophidion (straightnose pipefish), 1728 nucleotides long. Its product is annotated as class I histocompatibility antigen, F10 alpha chain-like. Bases 127 to 1203 code for a protein of 358 amino acids. Gene Ontology annotation, cellular component: external side of plasma membrane. Gene Ontology annotation, biological process: immune response. The record is from RefSeq and is a predicted model, not a curated record. Lineage: Eukaryota; Metazoa; Chordata; Actinopteri; Syngnathiformes; Syngnathidae. The transcript has 7 exons.